AUGGCGGCGGGGGGUCAGCCAUAUUGUGCCCCCGAGCGGCGCAUGCGCACUAGGGGAGGGUCCCGCAGGCUCGAGCCACAAACGCCAGAAAAGCACGCGAAACCCCGCUGCUCGCGAGCUUUUUUACCUCUAGCCCUGGGUGUCAAUAGCCACAUUAACCUAGGUGCUGGUAACACGAAUGGUAUUAAGGAAACAGAAGACAUGAAGCACCGUGAGCGAGUGUCUCCGUCACGCGGGGAGAGUGUAGGACUCUCUGUGGUCGCCUCCCAGGGGUGCGGAGGUGAGGUGUGUGAGGGCUGCCACGACGUCAUCGUCGACCGCUUCCUUCUGAGGGUCAACUCCCGCUCGUGGCACCAGACCUGCCUGAGGUGCUGCGUCUGUCAGCUGGCCCUCGACCGCCAACCUUCCUGCUUCAUCCGCGAACACAACGUUUACUGCAAGACUGACUACACCAGAAACUUCGGUGCGCGGUGCGCUAAAUGUUGCCGCAGCAUUGGUGCAGCUGACUGGGUGCGGCGAGCGCGGGACCGUGUCUACCAUCUCGCCUGCUUCGCGUGUGACGCCUGCAAGCGGCAACUCAGCACAGGUGAAGAGUUUGCUCUACACGACAACCGUGUCCUCUGUAAACAACACUACCUAGAAUCCAUCGAGGGUGGCGCUACCAGCAAUGACGAGAACACGGACGGAGAGGGAAGCCAACGCAAGAGCAAACGAGUACGGACGACUUUCACGGACGAGCAGCUUCAGGUCCUACAGGCGAAUUUCCAGAUCGAUUCCAACCCCGACAGUCAGGAUCUGGAACGUAUCGCACAGCUGACGGGCUUGAGCAAAAGGGUCACCCAAGUAUGGUUCCAGAAUUCUCGGGCGCGGCAGAAGAAGCACAUGUCCUCCAAGAAGCACCAGCAAGGUCUGGACCGAGCGCUGCAGGACAUGAACGGCUCCUUGGCGAGGACUAUCGACCUGCACUUCAUGUACUCCUUCCGGCCACAGAGUGUUGAACCCGAUGACUCAUCAUCGCCAGAAACUCCCAUCAUGACCAUGAUGCACGGCGAGGUGUGACGUCACGCGAGUGGGUGAUACUCAUCUCUGAGAUGUCAUACUUUCCACAACGUUGGUGCACAUACUAUAUCAAUAAUAUUUACCAACAAAAUAUGUAAAAUCGAUCAGUGUAAUAUCUUACACUGGUACGGUUUGACCGGUAAUUUGUCCUCUGUAACUACUACCAUCAGUGUAAUAUCCUACAUUGGUACAUUUGGCUGGUACUUCGUCCCACUGUAACUAUUUCUGCCCAUCAAUGUAUUGCUCUACAUUGGUACAGUUUGGCCGGUAGUUCGUCCCUGUAACUACUACAUUUACCAGUUAAGUCAGGUGAUCAAAUACUGAUAUUGAAUUUUUUUUCUUUUUAUUAAAAUUGUCCAAAGAUGUCAGACAGAUUUGUGCUACAAACUUGCUUCUGGAUGAAGCCUCUGUAAAUAUGGUUCUCUGAUAGGCAGAAAUGCUGGUAAGGAGUAGUAUUCUCAAAGUUCAAUUCCAGAUAAGAUUCUUUACAUAUACUGGAAAUUUGGUGAUUCAAGAGUUGAUCAAGAAUUGAUAAAGAGUCUAAGGUGCUUUUCUACAAAAGAUUUAAUUAUCUUAUUUAAUUAUAUCGCUAGUAUUCACAGUGUUGUUCUUCAUGUUAUUGUGGGUUUAUAAAGUACAGUCAAUUUCACAAGUAUCCGGUUGAUCACUGACACUUAACAGACAUUCCAUGAGUAAUUAUCAUCAUCACAAUCAUCAUCAUCAUCAUCAUAAAGUAAUAAUGUUUGUAGGUGUAGGCAUGUCGGAUCAAAUCUAUGUCUUUCAGUGUUUAAAUGUUGUGCUGGAGAGUUGCCAAGCAGUCUUUUAAUGCAUAACUGAAGGGGUUGGACUUAUAACUGGAUACAAUAAUAUCACAAUUAAGAGCUAUAUGCUGGUUUUAAUUCUGCAUCUGCCUCACGUGUAAUUAUUUGAUUUACCUCUUAUGAGUUUGACUUUAUAUUAAUUAAAAUUAAAAUAUUUGUUCGGAUUCUCAGUACAGUAUUCCUUGAACAUCAAACAUAAAAAAAUGCAAAUUUUCUGCACUUUGUUUUUGUAUCAUAAAAUUCAAUUAUAGUUUGAUUUGUUGCCAAGAAUGAGAGAUACGGAACUAUAUUUUCAAAAAUAUUUCGACCAAACCAUAUUAAAUUCAUAUUUGUAAAUUUAUCCUAAUUCUAAAGGUAAGAAUAUUCUGUACCUAUUACCAUUGUAUGUCAUCUAAAACUACUACAUGUAUUUCCCAUUCUCUGUUUUUGUCCAGUACUCUGUUAUGCUUACAAAGAGAUUUCUUUCUUUUUCUCAUUGACGGCAAACGCUUUACUUGUGACUGAUCAACCAACAAGCAGAAUUCUUCAGUGAGUGGCUCAAAUACUGAUGCAAUACAGUAUCUGAAAAUUAUCUGUUUUCAACUCCAUUUUGAAGAGAUACUGUACUGUACUCUCAAUUCAUAUAUGGAAUAGAGAGAGCAAAGGAUUAUUGCUGAAGAAAUUAUAAACAGUGAACUCCUUAAAUUAAUGGAAAGCUAUUUCUGUACUUCAGGAGUUUUCUUAUACUGCACUGGUAUCAAGUGAUCGUGAAAACAACAGUUUUGCAAUUCAGUUUGAUAUCAGUAAUGUAAGAUAAAUUACAGUAUGUAGAAAUAUCAAAUGCUGCUCUAUGAUACUGCUGCAACCCCUUCAACAUAAUUGCGGUGAUUAUUUAAUUUCUUGUAAUAUAGAACCUUUGUCAUGUUGUCAUGUCUAAUUGUUAUUAGUAAAUUAAGUUGAGAUAAAGGGGAGAGGGAGAUAUAAGGUUGUGCUAUAAACAAUAGGAUCUCCAAUAUAAUGUCUAACUAUUUAUUUAUUAAGGAAGAGGAUUCGAUUCCUUUAUUCAUAAAAGGAAUUUGUUUAUCCUGCGCAUCUAGUUCAGCUAAGCCAAAGAAAAUCAUAAUAAAUUGUAUGCUUCAACAGCCUCUCACAUCAGUACAUACUUGAAAUGGCUUUUUAACAAUUAUAACAUUCUAGGAUUUCCAAAUGUACAGCUAACACACGUAACUAACAUGUAUUUUUUUCUUUCCUGUAACUGUCUCACACAGCAUACAUCAAAAUUAACGAUACAGAGCUCCAAGACUUGUAUAUGAUGUAUGGUAGAUGGGAUUUUCACUUUCUUUCCCUUCACAUUUACUAUAAAAGCAACUGACCAUAGAUGCUUAUGAUAUCAGUACACAUAAAACAACUCUCAUUUUGUUUUAUAUCAAACGUUAUGUAAGUAAUAGCUCUUGCAUGUGGUUUGUCUACUCAAGAGAUUAUGUUCACUGUCUUAUGAAUGUACAAUAGACUGUACGCUUGUCGAAUGAAUUCAAGAAAAUAGGUGUCCAAUGGUUUUAGGAUCCAGUGUAUAGACGCACAAUUCCGUUCCUUCAACAGAUUUAUUCCUAGUCAUGUGUACUGUAUGAUUUAAAAACAACACUCCCAAACAUAACGAAUUUCAUUUAAUAAAAAAGUUCAGGUGUACUUUAUGAUACAUACAUGUAAAUAACUUUAUAAAUUGUUGGUACAGGUGCAGUAGUAUACAUCAGCAUUCAUAACACUUUUGCUUGAGAUGUUAUAUUACUGACACAAAUAGAUGUAUCUGUACAGUACAUAUCCUUUCCGUUUGGAAGUGUUGAUUUUAUAUUAUAAUGAGACUGAUCAUUUAUAAAAAAAUAGAGAAUACUUGAUAAUUGGCUCCGUUGUGUACGUUAUAUGAAUCUCCUCUUAUACAAGUCCCAAGUAUUACAAUGUCCUCAUGUCUGUGAUUGUCAGCCAUCAACAGAAUCACGGGCCCAUGCGGCAGUAGUGUUAUGGCUGAAUACCCAAAGUAUCCUUACUCAUAUCUUUUACUUGGGAUUAUUUUUCCAAUUGCAAUGAAUAACUUAUUUAUUUUAGUCCCACUCCAUACAGAUACAACAAACUUGUGUAAUAAAAUUUAUU
Homarus americanus (American lobster) is the source of this 4004-nucleotide messenger RNA. Its product is annotated as LIM/homeobox protein Awh-like. The transcript has 7 exons. Gene Ontology annotation, cellular component: nucleus. The coding region runs from base 1 to 1059 and encodes 352 amino acids. NCBI's taxonomy places the organism in Eukaryota, Metazoa, Arthropoda, Malacostraca, Decapoda, Nephropidae. Gene Ontology annotation, molecular function: RNA polymerase II transcription regulatory region sequence-specific DNA binding; DNA-binding transcription factor activity, RNA polymerase II-specific. Gene Ontology annotation, biological process: neuron differentiation; regulation of transcription by RNA polymerase II. The record is from RefSeq and is a predicted model, not a curated record.